This is a messenger RNA of Cyphellophora attinorum, 768 nucleotides long. RefSeq names its product 40S ribosomal protein S6-B. The record is from RefSeq and is a predicted model, not a curated record. The transcript has 3 exons. Gene Ontology annotation, molecular function: structural constituent of ribosome. The coding region runs from base 1 to 768 and encodes 255 amino acids. NCBI's taxonomy places the organism in Eukaryota, Fungi, Ascomycota, Eurotiomycetes, Chaetothyriales, Cyphellophoraceae. Gene Ontology annotation, biological process: translation. Gene Ontology annotation, cellular component: ribosome.
AUGAAGUUGAACAUCUCAUAUCCCCAGAAUGGUACCGCGCACUCUCGAGUUUUGGCGGAGCAAACACUAAUACAAACCAGGGACCCAAAAGCUGAUCGAAGUCGAAGAGACCGCAAACUGCGAGUAUUUAUGGAUCGUCGCAUGGGCGAUGAAGUCUCCGGCGAUUCCCUCGGCGAUGAGUUCAACGGCACCGUCCUCAAGAUUACUGGCGGCAAUGACAAGCAAGGCUUUCCGAUGAAGCAGGGUGUCAUGCUUCCUACCCGAGUCAAGCUCCUGCUCGCCGAAGGCCACUCAUGCUACCGUCCUCGCCGGACCGGUGAGCGCAAGCGCAAGUCCGUUCGUGGCUGCAUUGUCGCUCAAGAUCUUGCCGUCCUUGCUCUGUCUCUCGUCAAGCAGGGCGAGCAGGACAUUCCGGGCCUCACCGACACCGUCCAGCCCAAACGUCUCGGUCCCAAGCGUGCCACCAAGAUUCGUCGCUUCUUCGGUCUCACAAAGCAGGAUGAUGUUCGCAAGUUCGUCAUCCGACGCGAGGUCACUCCCAAGAAAGAGGGCGCGAAACCCUACACCAAGGCUCCCAAGAUCCAGCGACUCGUCACACCUCAACGUAUGCAGCACAAGAGACAUCGUCUCGCUCUCAAGCGCAGACGUGCGGAGGCUUCCAAGGACGCGGCCAACGAGUACUCUCAACUGCUGGCUCAGCGUGUCCACGAAGAGCGUGAGAAGAAGAGUGAGCUGCGGAAGAGACGUGCUUCAACCGCGCACAAGUAG